Pyrus x bretschneideri (Chinese white pear) is the source of this 992-nucleotide messenger RNA. Its product is annotated as dirigent protein 22-like. Lineage: Eukaryota; Viridiplantae; Streptophyta; Magnoliopsida; Rosales; Rosaceae. The transcript has a single exon. The coding region runs from base 55 to 636 and encodes 193 amino acids. The record is from RefSeq and is a predicted model, not a curated record.
GCUUCUCAAUUUCUAAACCAAACUAGCGACUUUGUUAGAUAUAGAGCUUCAACCAUGGCCAGAACACCUCAAAUCGUGGCUACACAAUUCAUAAUUCUCUCACUUCUAUCUUCGUUUGCCCUAAUUCUUGUCCAAGGAGAUGAUCAAGAAUUUGUCAGAGCCUUGGACCGCAAGCUUCUGGGUCUCAAGAAAGAGAAGUUCAGCCACUUUAAGAUGUACUGGCACGACAUUAUUGGCGGUCCAAAUCCCAGUUCAGUUCGAGUGGUGAACCCACCAACCAAUUCAUCAACAGCGUUUGGUUUAAUUAGCAUGAUUGAUAAUCCACUCACUGAAGGGCCUGAAUUGACCUCAAAAUUACUGGGAAAGUCUCAAGGGUUCUAUUCGUCUGCCUCGCAGAAAGAACUUGGCCUGCUGAUGGCCAUGAAUUUUCACUUCAUCCAAGGGAAGUACAAUGGCAGCACUAUAACGAUUCUAGGAAGGAACCAGGUUUUCAACAAGGUGAGGGAGAUGCCUGUCGUUGGAGGCAGUGGGCUUUUCAGGUUUGCAAGAGGUUAUGCUGAAGCAAGAACUCAUACAUUCACUCCAACCACAGGAGAUGCCACUGUGGAGUAUAAUAUCUAUGUGCUGCAUUAUUGAUGAUAUCUUUUUUUUUUUUCUUUGCUACCUUUUUUUCUUUGUUCCUUUUUUUUUCUAAUUAUGUUGGUCAUUUCAGUGCUUAGCUUUUAAGAUGACUGGAAGCGUUUUUGGUAAAAAUAUUUUGUAAACCAAUCCUUACCAAGAAAGCAAGUGAAUUUUGAAAAAACAUGUAAGUGCUUUUGGAACCAAUUUUUUUUUCUUAAAAACGCUUUCAGUUAUUUUAAAAGUAUUUGUGAACAAGUUCUUAGUAGGGUGGUUGAGUUUACUUUAUCAAGUAUUGGCAAACAUGAGUAGGAACUAAUUUAGAAUUUAGUAUUUGUAUGCCUGUUUCUGUAUGAAUCUUUGAGUUUACUUUA